AUGAAAGACGAUUUUCUUUCAUGUACUAUAAGCGAGGUCUUCAGAAGGGAUACAGCCGCUUAUAACGACUACUUGGAAUAUCUUGCCUCCCUUGAAAUUAAUCCGGACAUUUUCAAGUGGUUCGCACAACACUUUCUCCAACCACCACCACCACCACCUCCACGAAAUGUUCCACAUCCGCUGUUCUCGAAAUUACCACAACAAGUAAACCCAUUCUUAAUACCAGGAAAUAUCGAUCCAUUUAACUUUCGCAUUCCUGCAAAUCGUUGUAAGACAAAUAACAUCUGUGGAAACGUGAACAUUACAUUUGAUGUUCGCGUGGGUGAUAUUAGUCACUGCAAAGCUAACAAAGUCGAACCAAGACAAAACGUGAAAAAUUUACUUAUAUUGACCUCACACUAUUAUAACUGUCUGAAAAUUACUACAAAGGACAAUACUCCUAAUUCGAAACAUCCUGGCAAUGAAAUCUUAAAUUCAGUUGACGGGAUCGCAAAUACACGAGAUAAUGAAUGGGUAAUCUAUCUAAAUCGUACGAAGAAAUAUGUUGAUUUGAAUAAAUAUUUGCCAUCAAACGGAGAUUACUUCGUUAUUAACUACGCUGUUUCUAAUAAAAUAUAA
Messenger RNA from Acanthosepion pharaonis, 618 nucleotides. The record is from the annotation of a GenBank genome assembly. NCBI's taxonomy places the organism in Eukaryota, Metazoa, Mollusca, Cephalopoda, Sepiida, Sepiidae.